AAAUACCCGCAGAGACAGGGCUUGGUUCUAUCAGGCUUCAUCCACAUUAAAUCCCUGCUGGUGAGAGCGAGCAGGACGCAGAGACAGGAGAUCAGGCAGGAGACCUGCACUGUCCAUCACUUCAUCUGAUGUAACCAGAGCGAGUCUACACGAGACACUUCUUUCGAAUUAAGCAGCUUCGUUAUUACGAAAAGAGAGAAGAGGCGAGAAAAUGGGACACACCGCAUUACCUUUACUGGUGGCAGUAUUGUCCUACUGCGUGUGGGAAAGCAGCGAGGCUCUGGUCAUGGCCGAGGUGAACGGCCCAGGGCCGGAGGUGCCGGAGCCACAGAUUGCCAUGUACUGUGGACGACAGCUCCUGCAUAUGAACCUACAGACUGGACAGUGGGAACCAGACCCUCAGGGCCGACAGGGCUGCUUCAAAGAGCCCAGUGAAAUCCUGUCCUACUGUCAGGAGGUGUACCCGACACUUUCAAUCUCUCACAUAGAGGAGUCAAAAAGACCCAUCACCAUCCGUGCCUGGUGCAAGAAAAGUUGGGGACACUGCCAGACACAUCCAUAUAUAGUCCUCCCCUACCGCUGUCUGGAGGGCGAGUACGUAAGCGAGGCCCUGCUGGUUCCUGACCGAUGCCGCUUCCUUCACCAGGAGCAGAUGGAUGCUUGUGAGAGUUAUGUGUACUGGCACAACAUAGCUAAAGAGGAAUGCACUGCAGAGAAUCUGGAGCUCCACAGCUAUGGCAUGCUGCUGCCCUGUGGCGACCACUUCCGCGGUGUGGAGUAUGUGUGCUGCCCAGGUCGAGGGAGCCCCAGCAGUAAAGUAGACACAGAGGAGAAAGAAGUCCCUGCUGUAGUUCAGACAUUUACUUCCCAGACCAGUGGAAAAGACAAUUCUUUAACUAAAGUCGUGGCAACAACUCCCAGCCCCUCUCCUGACACAGACAUUGAUGAGGCUGACAUGGAGGAAGAUGAUGUAGUGGAAGUAGUGGAACAAGAGGAAGAAGAGGAGGAAGACGAUGGAGUAGCUGAUGAAGACGAAGCAGACGAGGAUGAGGAGGAAGAGGAGGCAAUAGCUGUGAAAGAUCCAGAAGAGUAUGAAUACCCCAUUGAUUCAGGUCCGUACCAGACCCCAGACUAUUUGGACUCUUUUGACUAUGAGAAAAGCCACAAACCAACAACCUCAUCUCCUCUGAUCAAGGGAGAGAGCUUAACUACAACCCGGCCCACUGAUGGUGUUGAUGUUUAUUUUGAGAAGCCAGUAGAUGACACUGAGCAUGCCAACUUCCUCCGUGCCAAAACGGACCUGGAGGAGCGCAGAAUGAAGCGCAUCAAUGAGAUCAUGAAGGAAUGGGCAGAAGCUGACAACGAGUCAAAGAAUCUACCAAAAUCAGAAAGACAAGCCCUGAAUGAGCACUUUCAGUCAGUGCUGCAGACACUAGAGGAGCAGGUCGCAGGUGAGAGGCAGAGGCUGGUGGAGACUCAUCUCGCCAGAGUGCAGGCUAUUCUCAACAACAACCGCCGCUUGACUCUUGAGAACUACUUGACUGCUGUGAAGUCUGACCCCCCUCAGCCGGAGCGCGUGCUGCAGGCACUGAAGCGAUAUCUGGCUGUAGAGCAGAAGGACCACAGACACACACUCAGGCACUACCAGCACAUUGUAACUGUUGACCCCCAGAAAGCAGAGCAGAUGAAGUUCCAGGUCUACACACAUCUCCAUGUGAUUGAGGAAAGGAUGAACCAGAGUCUCGCACUGCUGUACAGAGAUCCUGCUUUGGCUGAGGAGCUGCACGAUGACAUCCAGGAGUUGGUGAAGGCGGAACGAGGAGACAUCAGUGAGCUCAUGACCACCUCCUUCUCCGAGACUCGCACUACAGAGGAGCUCCUGCCUGCUGAGAGUGAGGAGGAGAAGGAUGACGAGGAGGAAGAAGAGAGAGUUUUCCAGAACAGGCCUUAUCCUCCACGCAUCGAGCCACAGUCUAAUAAGAAAGUGUAUUCAGCUGAUGAAUACGAUUAUAACACAUCUGAGAGGGGACCAACCUAUGAAUAUGAGGAAAAGAUCAACACCUCAGCAGAACUUAAGCAGGUCAUCAACAAGCCUCCUGAGAUUGCGCGAGAUGAACUGCAGCCUGAUGCCUUGGAGACAUUUAACCGUGGUGCCAUGGUAGGCUUACUGGUGGUGGCUGUGGCAAUCGCUAUGGUGAUGGUAAUCAGCCUGCUGCUAGUGCGCAGGAAGCCCUACGGCACCAUCAGCCAUGGCAUCGUAGAGCAGGUUGACCCCAUGCUAACGCCAGAGGAGCGACAGCUUAACAAGAUGCAAAACCAUGGCUAUGAAAAUCCUACCUACAAAUUCUUUGAACAGAUGAACUGAAACACUGGAGCCACCAACAAGUCAUGCCUGACCACUUUUCCAGUUUCAUCCCAACUGUCCAUCCCAUCCUGAAGACAACAGUGGUAGACUUACUUUGACUGAUUUAAGAUUUGUGUGAAAGUGUGUGAUACAUCCGACACGUUUUGUAAAUGACCAACAGCAACCUAUUAUUAACAGAAUGUGAAUAAUGACAUGUGACGCAAAUUCCCUUCACCUAUUGUAAUCCUCUGGGCUGCACACCAUUUCAUACCCCUGAAUACUUUUACGUCACAGGCAGAAAACAACAUCCCAGUGGCAUGACUUGAUCUAUUGCUCUGUACUAGACACUGAAGUUGUAUGAUGCGUUAUGCAUUGUAGUGUUUCUUUUCUUCAGCAGUGGUCUAUUUGUUCAACUUGUACCAGAGGUAGAUGCAUAUAAUGUUUCCGUGUAGAAGAGUGUGAGUGUUGGCCUUGUGUUUUUAUUAUCUUUAAAAUUGUGUAACUUUUAAAUCCCACUCAAAUAUAAAGAGGCACUUAGCUAAAGCUAACUGUUGACAAGCCCUUACCUCCAGGAGGGAAUUGGAUCAUAACCUUAAUAAUGGCCAGGAUAAAGAGGUGUUUGCUUUGAAUGAGUGUUGUAUUAAGGCUUCAGAGUAAAAAGGCUACACUAGCCAGUACAGGAUUGCGUGCUGGUGGUAUAAAAAAAAAACCCAAUCUCUUAAUUUUGAGAGUACUCCCUAUUUAUUUCAAUUAUUUGGCAAAAUUGACCAAAUAACCUAUUCAGCAAAAUAAGUCAGUAAAUGGGAUUAUUUUCCUCGUACUGCUACUCUAACAGCUGUAAAUUAGAAUAACCAGAGAUCUGUUAUUUUAUUCUCAAAGCAUGGAAACUUGGUGUAUGAUGCUGCUGUAUUUAUUUGUGUUGUUCCUGUCACUGCUUUUAAAAAGUUUGGGAAUGUCUCCGUUCAGAAUGGACACUGUAAAUAACGUUAAGAAAUACAUAUGACUAGAUGUAGACAUUUAUAUGAUUAAUUUGCAUUGAUGUCACGGAAAAAUACAUUGAAAAAAAAUCGUACAUUGUGCUGUUACCAGAAGGAGAAACAUUUUCCUAACAUGGCUGAUUGAAAACGGACUGUUGUAAAAACCAGCACAAGACAACGACACAGUUUCUUGUUUCUGAAUGUAUUUAAGGUAGACGUUGAGAUUCCAUCUUUCUUUCAGUAAUGCAUCAUUUCCCUUAGUACAAAUUUUAAAAAGUAAAGUUUCUUGUUACUAACAGAUGCCCAAUGCCCUUGUCAUUACCUAAUGUAGCAGACCUUUCAUUUUUAGUAAUUAGAGUCUUAGAGCCAUAGACAGCGUAUAAGAAGUGGACAUACCCAUUACUGAACUGACUCCCAUCCAGUGACAGUUGGUGGUAAAAUGAGGCUACCUUUUAACUCGAUUUAUGCUGUCGACCAACAUGUCAUUUGGGUGUGUAAUGAUUUAAUCAUGUAUUGAUAUAUUUGUCUAGAAGUCUGUUUAGCAAAAAGUAGAAAAUAAAGCAUAAUGGGAGAUUGGCUCACAUUCAACCAGGCUUCUCUUGGACAUUUUUGUUCUGUAUCAGCUAAGGUGUUCCAUUUCUUGUUGAAAUUAUUUUUCUAUUAUUCUAAAAAAUUGGAUCAUAAUGUAUAAAAUUAAUCUCAUAUUGCAUUGGACACCCCAUACUCACAAUCUUGGCCAUUAAGAUUUGACAUCUUAAAUAACGUAGCUCAAUUUAUCUGGUCUUCCAGUCUUCAUGGAAUAUGUCCGGUUCUUAUAUACAGCCUAUUUUUAAGCCGAGCUUAGGUUCGUUACGAUAACAGCAGAGAACUAACUGGCCACAGUAGCGACAUUUUGGUGUGUUUUACUAAAUGCCACACACACUAAGGUACCUGAGAGUUAAACAGUAUAGCAGCCGAGUUUGAAUAUUUUGAAUCUAAAAGAUUAAAUGUUGGUAUUCACUUAUAUUUUAAGUUAUUA
Molecule: messenger RNA, 4339 nt
Organism: Cynoglossus semilaevis (tongue sole)
Lineage: Eukaryota; Metazoa; Chordata; Actinopteri; Pleuronectiformes; Cynoglossidae
Gene: aplp1
Product: amyloid beta (A4) precursor-like protein 1
Exons: 17
Coding region: 212-2365 (717 amino acids)
Biological process (GO): central nervous system development; axonogenesis
Cellular component (GO): plasma membrane; Golgi apparatus
Molecular function (GO): alpha-2C adrenergic receptor binding; alpha-2A adrenergic receptor binding; alpha-2B adrenergic receptor binding
Source: RefSeq, a predicted model, not a curated record